UCUCAUCUACUACUCUAUUCUAAAACACACACACAAACACACUCCUCACUUUCUUCUUAUUUUUUUUUUUUUUCUUUUCUGUUUCUCUCUUUAACUCAUCACUCAUGGACUCCAUGUCCCCAAGAUACCAAGAGAAUAAUCACAAACAAUCGCUUAUUCUUCACACCUCAAACACCAAUGGACUCCUCCACCCUCAGCCUCCAAAACCCAUCACCAGAUCCGAACCCGCCAACCCGUACCCGACCACCUUCGUCCAAGCGGACACAUCCUCCUUCAAGCAAGUAGUCCAAAUGCUCACCGGAUCCUCCGAGACUGCAAAACAAGCCUCAUGCUCCAAACCCACCAACCCGACCCAUAACAUCCCACCCAUCAAAUCCAUACCCAAGAAGCAGCAGCAGCAUCAGCAGCAGCAAUCCGGGUUCAAGCUCUACGAACGCAGAAACUCCCUCAAGAACCUCAACAUCAACCCUUUGAUCCCCGUUUUCUCCUCAUCAUCUAACAAUUCUGGGUUCUCGCCCCGAAAACCCGAGAUCCUCUCCCCAAGCAUCCUUGACUUCCCUUCCCUCGUCCUCAGCCCCGUCACGCCCCUCAUACCCGACCCGUUUGACCGAUCCGCCACACCCGGGUUCGUUAGAAGCCCUUCUUUGGAUGCAGAGGCAGAAGAAAAAGCUAUAAAAGAGAAAGGGUUUUUCUUGCACCCUUCACCGGCUUCAACUCCGAGGGAUGCUGAACCCCGUUUGCUUCCUCUGUUUCCUACUACAUCUCCCAGAGCUUCAGGUCCUUCUUCUGCAUCUUGAAUGAUUUUUUAUUUUUAUUUUUAUUUUUUUUUGGUUACCGUCUUUUUGGAUUUUGUGUAAGAUUAUUAUAUAUAUAUA
Gastrolobium bilobum is the source of this 875-nucleotide messenger RNA. Its product is annotated as VQ motif-containing protein 4. The coding region runs from base 105 to 797 and encodes 230 amino acids. The transcript has a single exon. The record is from RefSeq and is a predicted model, not a curated record. NCBI's taxonomy places the organism in Eukaryota, Viridiplantae, Streptophyta, Magnoliopsida, Fabales, Fabaceae.